Linum trigynum is the source of this 435-nucleotide messenger RNA. The record is from the annotation of a GenBank genome assembly. Lineage: Eukaryota; Viridiplantae; Streptophyta; Magnoliopsida; Malpighiales; Linaceae.
AUGAUUCUUCCUCACCGGCGGACGAUCUCAUCAUCCCUCCUCGCCGAAGUCGCCCACCCGGAUCCUCCUCUCCCUCCCACCAGUUUUCGUUUCUCCUCAUCGCUAUCCUCUCACGGCGACAAUCGGCAGUACGCCCACUAUCGCUGGCCCAGCUCGUCCCGGAUCCCAAGUUGCCGAACCCGUGUAUCCAAUAGGCGGUCACCAUAUCUGUUCUUCAUCGUCAUCCCAACGGUCGAUUCGUCUGCUCCCACGGACAGACCCGCCCUUCAAUCGCUAGAACCAGGUAGGUGCAUCGGCGGUGGUUGCUGGAGAUACAGGGAUGGCAGAGAGGGGCUGGGGGCGGCGGUGGUUGCUAGAAUUUUUGUUCUUCGUUGGUGCUGGUCCCAUUUUGACGGGUGGGUGGGUUGGGCGGACGAGUUGGGUUGGGUCGGCUAG